AUGAGCAGCGGAUCAUUCCAGAUCCCAGUGUUAAUCCAUUGGGAUGGUCUGGGCAAAUCGGUGUCUCUUGCAGCUAUUGGUGACUACAAUGGUCAUGUUGGCCUUGGUGUAAAGUGCUCCAAGGAAGUAGCCACUGCUAUUCGUGGGGCAAUCAUCUUGGCUAAACUAUCCAUCGUACCAGUACGACGAGGCUACUGGGGUAACAAGACUGGCAAGCCUCAUACUGUACCUUGCAAGGUUACUGGUCAUUGUGGAUCUGUUCUGGUGCGUCUGAUCCCAGCACCCCAUGGUACAGGAAUUGUAUCUGCCCCUGUUCCAAAGAAACUGCUGAUGGUGGCUGGAAUUGAUGACUGCUAUACUUCAGCUAGGGGUUGUACUGCUACACUGGGCAACUUUGCUAAAGCCACCUUUGAUGCAAUCUCCAAGACCUACAGUUAUCUGACCCCUGACCUCUGGAAGGAGACUGUGUUCACCAAGUCUCCUUAUCAGGAAUUCACUGAUCAUCUGGUUAAGACCCACACCAGAGUUUCAGUGCAGAGAACCCAGGCGGCUGCUGUGGCAACUACUUAA
Mauremys reevesii (Reeves's turtle) is the source of this 570-nucleotide messenger RNA. RefSeq names its product 40S ribosomal protein S2-like. The record is from RefSeq and is a predicted model, not a curated record. Lineage: Eukaryota; Metazoa; Chordata; Testudines; Geoemydidae. Bases 1 to 570 code for a protein of 189 amino acids. Gene Ontology annotation, cellular component: cytosolic small ribosomal subunit; ribosome. Gene Ontology annotation, molecular function: structural constituent of ribosome; RNA binding. Gene Ontology annotation, biological process: translation. The transcript has 2 exons.